Messenger RNA from Telopea speciosissima, 2142 nucleotides. Its product is annotated as pentatricopeptide repeat-containing protein At5g61400. Gene Ontology annotation, molecular function: protein binding. Bases 71 to 2083 code for a protein of 670 amino acids. Lineage: Eukaryota; Viridiplantae; Streptophyta; Magnoliopsida; Proteales; Proteaceae. The transcript has a single exon. The record is from RefSeq and is a predicted model, not a curated record.
GUAGUUUUUUGAAAAUCCGUUAAAGGAUGCAAGUUAACAGAUAGGAUAGAGUAAGUCUUUCCGUCAGGCGAUGUUGAAACUUCUAUCAUCAAAUAACGCGAUCCUCUGCACCAAAAGAUUCUCCAAUGUCUCACUGAGAAACUUCUCUUCAUCGUCAUCGUCGUCGUCAUCGCAGUUGCCCCCUUCGGAGCUCAUAAACACAUUAGUCAACUGUGAGAGGGUUUCUCAGGCUUUGGAAUUUUUUGAAUGUGUCUCCAAACGAGUGGAUUUAUCCAAAAACCCUAAACUCUAUUCAGCCAUUAUACAUGUGUCAACGGGUGCUGGAUUUUACAAGAAGGCCAGGUGCUUGACAAAAGACCUCAUCGAAACUGUCCAAAAGUCAAGAAAAUCUCGCCUCAUUGGCUCCUUGGUUUUUAACAUUCUGAACCGAUUUGAAAGCUCCAAAUCCACUCCUGCUGUGUUUUGUGUACUAAUUAUGGCCUUCUCUCAAAUGGGUCUUGUUGAUGAAGCAUCCUGGGUCUACAACAGGAUUGGGGCCUUGCCGGCUAUCCAAGCUUGCAACUCUCUCUUAGAUGCACUGCAUAAGGUGGGAAGAUUUGAUUCAAUGUGGGAACUUUACAAGGAAAUGGUAUCACGUGGGUUUGUCCCUAACGUUGUCACAUAUAGCAUUUUCAUCAAUGCUUACUGCAACCAAGGUGACAUUACAGGAGCGCGUCAACUAUUUACUGAAAUGACGAAGAAGAGGAUUGCUCCAACUGUUGUGCCCUACACCACCCUUAUCAGUGGUUUAUGCAAGGAGGGCUUGGUCUCGGAAGCCAUUGACAUAUUUAGGGUGAUGCAGCAGUCUAAUGUGUUCCCAAAUCUCCACACCUACAACAUACUGAUAGAUGGGUACUGCAAAUUGGCUGAGACGGGACAAGCACUUGAUCUUUUCAGGGAGAUGCUAGGAGUUGGCUUGCGGCCAAAUGUUGUAACAUUUGGUAUCUUGAUUGACGGGCUUUGCAAGGUGCAUGGUUCUGAUAAGGCCAGACUGUUUUUUGUCUUUUUGGCCAAAUACGGUAUUUCUCCAAAUGUGUUCAUCUAUAAUUCUUUGCUCGACAGCUACUGUAAGGCAGGCAAAUUGCCUGAAGCCUUGGAUCUUUGUUCGGAAAUGACAAAGAUAAGGAUUGUCCCUGAUGUCUUCACUUACAGCACACUUAUAAAGGGGCUAUUUGAUGCCAAAAGGUUGAAUGAAGGGGCUGACCUGUUCAAGAAAAUGUUGCAAGAGGGGAUUCCUGCAAAUUCUGUUGCAUACAAUACAUUGAUCGAUGGAUACUGUAAAGAUGGGGAUAUGAAGAAGGCACUGGAGGUGUGCACACAAAUGACAGAAAUGGGUAUAGAGCUGAAUUUAGUCACCUUCUCUUCCUUGAUAAACGGGUAUUGCAAGGAGGGGAACUUGGAGGCUGCUAUGGGGCUAUACACAGAAAUGCUGAUAAAAGGUUUCUCACCUGAUGUGGUUGCUUACACAGUUUUGAUUGAUGGGCAUUCGAAAAAUGGCUGCUUGAAAGAGGCAUUCCGGCUGCACAAAGUGAUGAUAGAGGCUGGCGUCAACCCAAACGUUUUCACCCUGAGUUGUCUGAUUGAUGGAUUGUGCAAGGAUGGGAAGAGUCGUGAUGCAAUCAAACUUUUAUUGGACAAUAUCGAAACUGAUUCUGGUCAAAGUGACAGAAAGCAGAUAAAGAGUGAAUGUUGUUCCCCAAAUCAUGUGACCUAUACAGCGUUAAUACAGGGUCUGUGUAGGGAUGGGCAGAUUUUGAAGGCCACUAAGUUUUUCAGAGACAUGAGAGCUUGCAGUCUGAUGCUAAAUAGUCUGAGUUACACAAUCAUUAUAAAUGGGCUUUUCCAAGCCAAGCAUAUGCUUUGUGCUAUGAUGUUGCAUGCUGAUAUGCUGAAGAUGGGUAUCAGACCCGAUGCUUUAAUAUAUGAUGUUUUGGCUAAAGGUUAUCGGGACAAUGGAGAUCAUAAAUCUGCGGUUAGAAUUUCAAAAGAGGCGGACAGCCUUGAAAUGGACUUUGGGGCUUCUAUUUCUCUCCCUUGGAAGUAACCUUGUGAAACAUUGGAAUUGACUGCAGAUUCCUACAUAACAUUGUCAAUUUCCUUCUC